GAAUGAGUCCAACAGUUGACUUGGUAGAGCUCCCAGAUAAGUACUCAUCCACACCAGUAGAUGAUGACCAGCCAUUGCCAAAGCUGGAUCACCCGCAGAACGACGCAUCAGCCAUGGAACUGCACUCCAUCAUAAGCUACACCCUCUUCCUCGUCUUCAUGUCCGUUCUGUUGCUUGAAAACCUCGUCGGGGCUGCAUCCUACACCGUCGGCGACGCCGAGGGAUGGACGUACGGGUUAGAUUACCAGAGGUGGGCGCAGAAGUACAACUUCACGGUCGGCGAUGCUCUACUGUUCAGCUAUAUCAGGGGACAGCAUGACGUGUAUCGGGUGGUGGAAGAUACAUUCCGAUCCUGCGACGUGAGCUCCGGCGUCAUGAGCUCUUAUGAUUCCGGCAACGACGUGGUGAACCUGACGCGGGCCGCCAAGUACUGGUUUCUGUGCAACGUCAAGGGACACUGCAGGGGCGGGAUGAGAUUCGGGAUCACCGUGGCGAGAGCAAGCCCGAGCCCCAGCGGAGGUGGCGACGGAGAGUCUCCCUUCCCGACAUCUCCACCGCCACCGCUGCCCGGUAAUGCCGGCGCAUCCGUAGCAAGGACGACGUGGUGGCUUGUGGUGAUAGGUUUGUGGUUCGUGAUCAACUAUUUAGGAGUAGAUUGACUUCUCCUCCUCAAGUGCUUGUUUCAAUAUCGUUCGAUGUCUCUUCCUCGCUUACGUUAUCUUUGGUGAGAUUUAUUGGACUGCUUAAUAUAGUAUGUUUUGGUUGACGAAGACUUCACAUGGCUAUCUAUGUUCAACGUUACGUUGUAAUAGAUGAAUCCAACCUCUGUGAGUUGACUGUCAUUUGAUACGACUUGUACCUAUUGGGACAUUAAUUAGAUCUAUCCGUCAGCA
Molecule: messenger RNA, 893 nt
Organism: Musa acuminata AAA Group (dessert banana)
Lineage: Eukaryota; Viridiplantae; Streptophyta; Magnoliopsida; Zingiberales; Musaceae
Product: blue copper protein 1b
Exons: 2
Coding region: 3-659 (218 amino acids)
Cellular component (GO): plasma membrane
Molecular function (GO): electron transfer activity
Source: RefSeq, a predicted model, not a curated record